ACGUCAGCUCCAGCGGUGCCGACACAGAGAGCUCUCGGCUCGGACUCGGCUGAGCUGGUGAAGAGAUGGCGUCCCUUCUGCAGCCAGAUAGAGUUGUCUAUCUGGUCCGUGGAGAGAAAAGGAUCAGAGCCCCCAUAUCUCAGCUUUAUUUCUGCCGAUACUGUAGUGAGCUACGGUCUCUGGAAUGUGUGUCUCACGAGGUGGACUCCCACUAUUGCCCGAGCUGUCUGGAGAAUAUGCCAUCUGCAGAGGCAAAGCUCAAAAAGAACAGGUGUGCCAACUGUUUCGACUGCCCAUGUUGCAUGCACACCCUGUCCACCCGGGCCACUAACAUCCCAGCUCCUCUGCCUGAUGAUCCUACCAAGACUGCGAUGAAGAAGGCCUACUACCUGGCCUGUGGCUUCUGCCGCUGGACAUCCAGGGAUGUGGGAAUGGCUGACAAAUCAGUUGCUAGUGGUGGAUGGCAGGAGCCAGAGAAUCCUCAUAAUCAGCGGAUCAACAAGCUGAUCGAGUAUUACCAGCAGCUGGCUCACAGAGAGAAGCAGGAGAGAGACAGGAAGAAGCUGGCCAGGAGGCGACAGUGCAUGCCUCUGGCAUUCUCGCAACACACUAUUCAUGUGGUGGAAAAAUAUGGCCUUGGUACCAGACUGCAGAGGCAGAGGCCUGGAGCUCCCAUAUCAAGUCUGGCUGGUCUUUCCCUUAAAGAGGGUGAGGACCAGAAGGAGAUCACCAUUGAGCCUGCCCAGGCCCUUGAUGAGGUGGAGCCCCUGCCUGAAGAUUGUUAUACCAGGCCCAUCAGUUUACCGGAGGUGACCACGCUGCGCCAGCGACUUCUGCAGCCUGACUUCCAGCCUGCGGGGGCGUCUCAGCUCCACCCCAGGCACAAACACCUCCUGAUGAAGCGCUCACUGCGCUGCAGGAAAUGUGAGCACAACUUGAGCAAGCCAGAAUUUAAUCCUACUUCAAUCAAGUUUAAAAUCCAGCUGGUGGCUGUGAGUUAUAUCCCUGAAGUGAGAAUUAUGUCCAUUCCAAAUCUCCGGUACAUGAAGGAAAGCCAAGUGCUGCUGACCCUGACCAACCCAGUGGAGAACAUCACCCAUGUCUCAUUGGCUGCUUGUGAGGAGGAAGAUCCUGAUGACAUCAAUAGCACUGCCAAGGUCAUAGUACCUGGCAAAGAGCUGGUCUUGGCAGGCAAAGAUGCUGCUGCUGAGUACGACGAAUUGGCUGAACCUCAGGACUUCCAGGAUGACCCAGAUGUUGUUGCCUUCAGGAAAUCCAACAAGAUUGGUUUCUUCAUCAAAGUGAUCCCUCAGAAAGAAGAGGAUGCAGAUGUCACUGUUUCAUUUAAGGUCCGGCACGACUUCCGCAACCUCGCAGCUCCCAUCAGGCCGAGCGAGGAGGGAGCUGACACCACCACUGAGGCCAUUUGGCUCACCCAUCACGUAGAGCUUAGGCUGGGACCACUCGCUCCCUGAACAUGAAUGCUCAGUUUACCCUCAAACAGUCCCACAAUCUUAGUGUCGGGUUCUUUGAGCUAACUGGAGGAUUGGUUUAAUUUAAAAAUGAUUUCUGAUUCUGCUUAUUAAUAUGAAAGAACUAUUUGAAAUCUACUUGGCAUACAAUUGAUCCAGAGGGAGUUUUGUUGUUGUUUUUGUUUCAGCACUAAGUUGCCUCAUCAGAUACAUUGUGAAAUAUAUGAUAUAAAGCUCCCUAUGCUGCCCAGUUUAUAAAACAAACUACCUGAGAAGAGCAUCAAGUUCAACUUGACUUCAUGAGAAGUACUUUAAAGUACUGUAAUCAUGAUAAUAUACUGUAUUUCACCACAUCAUCCUCUUCAGUUUAAACACUUUACCAUCUAUUAUUACAAACUUAACAUAAACUGCAAACAACCACCAGUAUAUACACAUUUAUUAACUUAUUUAAAAAUAAGUUUUAUUUCGUAGGAAAAAAUCUGCUUUUGCUGUUGCAGGAAUGUGAAAAAGCAUUUAUCACAUAAGAGUAUUUUCUUUGAAGCAAAGCAAUUAUAACCUCCCAGUCUCUCCACUCUUACUCUUACAAGUACAUUGUGUUUCAUUAAAUGUGUGAGCUGUUUUGUGGAAUACUCGCCUUUGCUGUAUGUAGCAAAUAGUGCUCAAAGAUAAGAGUGGUUGUAUGCAAUAAUGUAACAGCAAGGAGAUCACAAGAAACUUUGUCGAGAAUAAAAGAUGAGCAGAAUCGGAAAUCAUAACUAAGAACAAUCCAUACAUUUCCCAACUGUGCAGCACACACACUCUUCUGCGCUUUCGUAUCCUUGUCACCCUCCUUUUCUGCAGACAACAGUAUCGUAUUAACUCGCAUGCUUCAGCUAUAGUGAAUAUUGCAACCGUUAGUCAUCGCAGUUACUGAUUCUGUACUGUAUUCUGUUCAACAACGCUUGUUCUCUGGGGUGACGGUGACACCCGCCCAGACAGGGAGGAUCGUUUUACUAUUGUCUGAAGUCACACAGUAACUUUCUUGGCACUAUGGAGAGGGUGUAUAAGAACCUCUGCAAAUUACUUUAAGUACAAAGUGUUCAUUGGUUUAAUGUGUUAAGACACUAUCAUUUUCUUCUGAUUUAAACAAAUUCUUUUGGUUUGUAGGAUUUACUGACUUCUCUGUCAGUGUGUAUUGUAAGCUGCUGUCAUUUUUGGUUUUCAGUGUGUAAACUUAGUAAAACAGAGCCUUACAACACAGUUAAUCUUCUGUACUGGCUAAUAAAAAUAAUGUGAUACUGUAACUGA
Molecule: messenger RNA, 2759 nt
Organism: Thunnus maccoyii (southern bluefin tuna)
Lineage: Eukaryota; Metazoa; Chordata; Actinopteri; Scombriformes; Scombridae
Gene: dctn4
Product: dynactin 4
Exons: 14
Coding region: 66-1475 (469 amino acids)
Cellular component (GO): dynactin complex
Source: RefSeq, a predicted model, not a curated record